AUGUCUUCGGAGCGUCAUUCGAAUGCGAAGGCAGACCAAAACGGGAAUUUCUAUCCCUUGGAUCCCGUUGCAGAUACGCCUCUUCUGUUCUACUCACAAACGGCCGCUUUAGUACCAACUUACGUCUUGGACAGACUAGCGCAAGCACACCACAGAGAGCAGAACAACACGAAUGUCAACAACGGUCAAGCCGACAUCUCACAUACUCUUAGAGUCCAGCAUCAGAACAAAUGGGACGACGAAGAGCAAUAUCAACUGUUUGCUAACGACCCGUUUGUGAGGUCAAUUGGCGGCAAUUGGAGCAAUUUCAUCAAAACCGUCAGGAUGCCCGAGGUGUACCCGCCUGACCGUAUGGACGAGGUUUCCACCCUAGCCGAUAGAGCCGACUUCAAUGAGCCCUGGGGUGGAGACGAAAGACUUCGGCUUGCUCUCAUGGGCGCAUCCUCCAAUGACUCCAUUACAGACAUAGAGAAAUCACCAGGCCUCUUUGGCAAGAUGUUCCACAAGAAUACGCAGAAACCAGACGAAAAGGUUCGACAUAGGUCACAGGCUGGCUACUGGAUGUCGGAUGAGAAACGAGCAAUACUUGUGCCCACGUUGAAGAGGAUCUUCAUCAACAACCCAUUGGUCCCACUUCUCUUGCGUAUCCUCAUCCUAAUCUUCUGUGUCACCUCCUUGGCCCUCGCUUGUACCAUCUACGUCAACUCAAAUAAAAAGUACGAGAACUUUGAGAUUCCACAGCAGGCUGGUACAAUCAUGGCAAUUGUGGUGAACUGCUUUGCUGUGGUGUACGUUGUCUACAUUGCAUACGACGAGUACUCAGGUAAACCAAUGGGAUUGCGUAAUCCACUGGGCAAGAUGAAGCUUAUCAUGUUGGACUUGUUCUUCAUCAUCUUCUCGUCUGCCAAUCUCUCGUUAGCAUUCAACUCGAUCACAGACCGAGAGUGGGUUUGCCAUGACUCAAAUUCAGAUGUCCUCAAAGAAAUGGGCAUCUUCUAUCCUCCGGUUUCGUCGCUAUGUCGUAGACAAAAGGCGCUCACGUCGUUCUUGAUACUAGCGCUCUUUAUGUGGGUGCUCACCUUCACGAUAUCUAUCAUUCGUGUGGUAGAGAGGGUUACUGUCGGUGAAUCGAGAACAGAAUAG
Messenger RNA from Candidozyma duobushaemuli, 1143 nucleotides. RefSeq lists its product as uncharacterized. The transcript has a single exon. Gene Ontology annotation, biological process: positive regulation of catalytic activity. The record is from RefSeq and is a predicted model, not a curated record. Bases 1 to 1143 code for a protein of 380 amino acids. Gene Ontology annotation, cellular component: fungal-type vacuole; cell periphery. NCBI's taxonomy places the organism in Eukaryota, Fungi, Ascomycota, Pichiomycetes, Serinales, Metschnikowiaceae.